Coccidioides posadasii C735 delta SOWgp is the source of this 2220-nucleotide messenger RNA. NCBI's taxonomy places the organism in Eukaryota, Fungi, Ascomycota, Eurotiomycetes, Onygenales, Onygenaceae. The record is from RefSeq and is a predicted model, not a curated record.
AUGGCUGAAAAGGAGGCUACCGUGUAUAUUGUGGAUGUCGGGCACUCUAUGGGGAAGUGCCGCGGUGGAAGAACCAUCUCAGAUCUAGAUUGGAUGAUGCUUUAUGUCUGGGAUAGGAUCACGACAACGGUUUCUACAGGCCGAAAGACGGCCACUGUUGGGGUUGUUGGCUUGAGGACAGAUGGUGAGGAUGCUGCCUUUUCAAUAUCGGGCACCAGGUUUAAUGUCUCCACAGGCUCUUCAAAUCCACUGUGGGAGAAGCAUGAGGAAGAGAGCUACGCUCAUUUGUCAGUUUUUCAAGAGAUUGGACAGAUGUUGAUGCCUGAUAUUCGCAAAUUACGCGACUUGGUCAAGCCAAGUAAUACAAAUCAAGGAGAUGACAUGAUUGUGCGAUACUGCAAAAGACUAAAAUACAAGCGCAAAAUUGUGCUUGUCACAGAUGGAAGAAGCACGACGGACUCAGAUGGUAUUGACAGCAUUGUCAGCAAGAUUAAGGAAGAAGGCAUAGAACUUGUGAUCCUGGGCGUGGACUUUGAUGAUCCAGAUUACGGGUUUAAAGAGGAGGAUAAAGACCCGUUCAAAACUAAAAAUGAAUCCGUCCUAAAAAUAUUAGCCGAUGACGCUGAUGGAGCAUACGGAACCCUUGCCCAGGCCGUCGAGGAAAUGACUACUCCGCGGAUCAAGGUCGUGAGAGGGAUUCCGUCUUUCAGAGGUGAUUUACGGCUAGGAGAUCCUUCGCAAUAUUCAACGGGUUUGACCAUCCAAGUGGAGAGGUAUUACCGAACGUACGUCGCACGUCCACCAGCCGCAAGCGCGUUUGCCUUAUCCAUUGCACCUCCCAAAGGACAGAGUACAGCGGAAUCAUCUGUGACCUUACAGAACGGAGACUCAACUGUUGAAACCGCUAGUGCGAGUAAUAAUCUAUCGGGCGUGCGAAACGCUCGUUCGUACCAGGUUAUUGAUGAAAACGCACCAGGAGGAAAAAAAGAAGUCGAACGGGACGACCUUGCAAAAGGUUACGAGUACGGUCGCACUGCAGUGCAUAUUAGUGAAUCGGAUGAAGUUAUCACCAAGCUCGACACCACUGCCGCACUCGAGUUCAUUGGAUUCAUACAAAGCGAAAACUAUGAGCGCUACAUGAACAUGUCAACUUCUAACGUCAUAAUAGCACAAAAAAUAAACGACAAGGCCAUUCUAGCUCUAUCUUCCAUGAUUCAUGCGCUUUUUGAACUAGAAUACUAUGCUAUUGGGAGAUUGGUUACCAAGGAUGGAAAACCACCUCUGAUGGUACUCCUUGCGCCAUUAAUUGAACCAGACUUUGAAUGCCUUCUAGAAGUGCAACUCCCAUUUGCUGAAGAUACUAGAUCUUAUCGCUUUCCUCCCCUCGACAAGAUAGUCACGGUAUCGGGGAAAGUGGUGAAGGAGCACCGAAACCUUCCGAGUGACGAUCUUCUGGAAACAAUGGGUAAAUAUGUUGAGAAUAUGGAUCUCUCUGAGUUUGAUGAAAACGGGGACCCAUUUCAAUCCUUGGCGCUAGAAGACUGUUACUCGCCUCUUGUUCAUAGAAUUGAUCAAGCAAUUCGUUGGCGUGCCGUGCACCCGACUAAACCUCUUCCUCCAGUCCCCAAGGUCUUGGAAAAGCUAUCACAUUGGCCAGAGGAGUUGGUCAAAAAGAGCCAUGAUUCUUUAAGAGAUCUUAUUUCCAUUUCUGCCGUGAAAAAGGUUCCACCUAAAGCGAAAGGCCGUAAACGACGUCGAGAAGCUGACAAGCCACUCUCGGGGCUGAAUGUUGACGAUCUACUUCGUGGCGAAAAGCGUCUCAAAAUAUCACCAGAAAAUCCUAUACCUGAAUUCAAGCAAACUCUGGCAAACACAGAAGAUAUCAGCGCGAUCAGUGAUGCAGUCAAACAAAUGUCCGCCAUCAUUGAAGAUCAAAUCAGACAGAGUCUCGGUGAUAUCAAUUAUGACCGAGCUAUUGAAGGUAUAGGGACCAUGAGAGAGGAAUUGAUCGCGUAUGAAGAGCCAGGUUUGUAUAAUGACUUCAUUCGGGGUUUGAAGGAAAAGUUACUGGAUGAUAAGCUGGGGGGAGAUAGAAGAGAAAUGUGGUGGCUUAUCCGAAAAAGUAGAUUGGGCUUAAUUGAUCAAAAGGCUUUGGAUAUAUCAGACAUAACAGAGGAACAAGCUCGAGAGUUUUUGUCCUCUCGGCCUACUACAGUAUAG